Messenger RNA from Leptopilina heterotoma, 633 nucleotides. RefSeq lists its product as uncharacterized. The record is from RefSeq and is a predicted model, not a curated record. The transcript is spliced from 3 exons. Lineage: Eukaryota; Metazoa; Arthropoda; Insecta; Hymenoptera; Figitidae. Bases 177 to 509 code for a protein of 110 amino acids.
AUUACACACGAACAAUUAAAGAAAUAGUACCAAUUUUCUAAAAUUGAAAUCAUAAAAUAUGUGUUGAGACUGCGCAAAUGUAUGAAUUACUUAUCCUGUGGGAUGCUGACUGAUCAAUAGUGUUUCAUGAGUCAUUUUUAAGAUCAUAUUGAAAAGGGAAACACUAGAUUGUUAUCAUGAAAAUACCAGGAAAUAAUUACGUGCCAGACGCUACAGUUUUAGGAAAUGUGCCAAGCGAUGAUGGAAUGGACGAUAUGACAGAAUCAGUUGAUGAACUGCGAGAAAAAUUAUCGAAUAUGAGAAAAUUAAUGGAAGAACGAAAAGGAACGACAUUAGGCGAUCUCAGUGCAAAGAAACGAAAAGAAACCUCUGAUAUAAUUGACGGCAAUUUUCUCUCAUGGAUUUUUGGCUGUGCUCUAAUUGUUAUUUUGAGUGUUAGUUUUUAUGCCUUUUAUAACUUAUAUCAUGCGGUUUUGAAAAAGUUCCCUUCCCAUCAUACCGAAUUAUAAAAAUCAUUCGUUUGCCUUAUUUUCCACAAAAAAAAAAGUUCAUUACAAUCAGCGUUACACACACGAUAAUGUAAAUAGUAAAAAAAAAAAAUGAAAACAAUAAAAAUAGUUUUACUAAUUCAAA